Messenger RNA from Astrephomene gubernaculifera, 1719 nucleotides. Lineage: Eukaryota; Viridiplantae; Chlorophyta; Chlorophyceae; Chlamydomonadales; Astrephomenaceae. The record is from the annotation of a GenBank genome assembly.
GUUGAUUGCGUGCAUCGCGUUAUUCUGUGGUUCUAUAGCGCGACCAGUCUUACCCUAGCCCGGCUCAAUUUUGGUAAUUGUGACUGCCUGUGUUGCCGGCGGCUAGUGCUACAAUGGACAUCUUACAAGAUGUGUAUCAAGGACUUGAACGUAUUGCCGAUAGCAUGGCUGCGUCCGCGUCACCUUUUCUGGACAUGGCAGGCCCUAAGGGGUCGUUUACACGAGUUUACGCUGGAGUGGUUCUCUCCGGCUUGUCUUUUUGGCUGCUUGAACUAAUUUUCCUGGCGCUUCUUAAGCCUUUGCUGAUUCGAGUUUAUCAAGAUCAUGCCGCUGAGAAAGGCAAUGUUAAGGCGCAGCUGCGGAAGGCGAAGGGAACGGCGACUCUGACGGUUGCUCGCCUGGUUGGCACUGUCCACAACAGCAUCCAGGUCCCCGUGGGCCUGAUGAUCCUCGCGGACCCCCGCUUCCUCGGCGACCGCAUUAACACGAUCACCAACCUCUCAUGCGCCAUGUGCUACAUCAGCGCUGGCUACUUCUUUCACGACCUGGUGAUGUGCAUCAAGCGCUUCUCGCUGGAGGGCCCGCUGUACACCACGCACGCUCUGGCCUGCCACAUCGCUUACACGUUCGGCAUCUACAGUGGCUUCCUUCACUACCACGGUGCUGCGUUCCUCAUGUGGGAGAUCAGCACGCCGUUUGUGCACGCCAGGUGGGUCAUGUACAAGGCCGGCCUCGCCAACACCACCGCAUACCUUAUCAACGGCCUGUGCAUGCUCUUCGCCUUCUUCGGCUGCCGCAUCGCCUGGGGCUACUACGAGUCGUACCACCUCGUGUACGACGUGGUUUCGGAGCGCUACCGGGAGGGCUCGACCUUCCCGUUGACCGGCACCGUGGCGUACUGCAUCAUCGCGGUGGUCAUGAACUGCCUCAACACGCACUGGUUCCUCAAGAUGGCAAGCGCGGCGGUGGCGCUGUUCAUCAAGGGCAAGAAGGGCUCCGAAGUGGGCUCGCACAAGGACGAGUGAGGGGGCGAGGUGGAGUGUACGGCAGGGAUGUACUAUAUGGUGAUGAACGCACUUGUCGGGGAUGGUUGCUGAUGGGUUGUGUGGCCGUGUGCCCUGUGCCAUGUCCGGGCGGGCUGCGGUUGGCGGUGCUGGUGGGUAUUAGGUUUGUAGGAGGAUGUAGGGAUAGGGUAGCGACGCCUGCUGUUGGUGUUCAGAGCUUGCUGGAUGGGGAAGGGUAAGAGCGGCGAACGAGCUCUUUUGAAGCAGCGUCUGUACGGAAGAUGUAUUAAGGACUCGUAAUCGUAGGGGUGGUUUUGGGUGGACGUGGGUUCGUUGAAAUUUGCGUGCUGCCCUGCGUCAUAUGAUGUCCUAGCAAGAUUCCAUGAGGUUGGGCUGGGGCUAUGUCCCUUGCGUUGCUGCCAGACUGGCCCCGCAUAUUGCGGAGCGGAGCUAGUGCAUCGCUCUGUACCGGUAUGGGAUGGCGAUCCAGUUUUUUUGUGACCAGAAGUCCAUGUCUCUUCUAUACAUGUAGUUUACGCGCAAAUUGCUUCCUCCACGUAUGUGUAUGGUACGAUGUCUCAACGGGGUCUACUUUGGCGUUGGCUGCGUGGGUUGGGGCGGAGCUGGGUAGGUUGGUAGCAGUUCUGCAAGAAUCCUGGAGCGCUGCGACAGAGAGCACUGCGAGCGGUACUCUAUACAUGUAAUAAAGCGGUAC